Cinclus cinclus is the source of this 3453-nucleotide messenger RNA. It is a transcript of the gene AGBL1, whose product is annotated as AGBL carboxypeptidase 1. Lineage: Eukaryota; Metazoa; Chordata; Aves; Passeriformes; Cinclidae. The coding region runs from base 1 to 3453 and encodes 1150 amino acids. Gene Ontology annotation, biological process: protein side chain deglutamylation; proteolysis; C-terminal protein deglutamylation. The record is from RefSeq and is a predicted model, not a curated record. The transcript has 23 exons. Gene Ontology annotation, molecular function: metallocarboxypeptidase activity; zinc ion binding.
AUGGCACAAAAGUGCUCAAGCUCCUGUGACAAGGAUGUCAUCCUGAACAUUCUCAGUGUCCUCACUGACUUGCUGUCUUUGGGCACUGGAAGGAGAAUUCACUACGUGGUCAGCAAAGGAGGCAGCGAGGCUUUGCUGCAGGCGCUGGCCACGGCUGCCCGGACAGAGCCACCCGACCACGGCACCCUCCUGCCCCUGCUGCGGCUGCUGGCCAGGGUGGGCCUGAGAGAUAGGAAGUUUGGGCUUAAAGUGCAGAAGGCAGAAGCCACUGAUAUAAUACUGAGCUUGGCAAGGAGACACCUGGGCCACCACUUGCACCUCACCCACUGCCUCUGGGUGCUGCGGGUUUGUGCUUCCAAUGUUACCACGGGAACUGUGCUUGGCAUCAAUGGAGCCAUGGAGCUGCUUUUCAAAGUCAUCACUCCCUACUGCAAGAGACACGUCAGGACGGUCAGGGCAGCCAUUGGGGCUCUGGCAGCUCUGCUGAAAUCAAAGUCCAACAGCCGCCGGGCAGUGAACAGAGGCUACCUGGGUGAAUUGCUGAGACUCUACCAAGACUGGCACCGCAAUGAUGUCUCCAACAACUACAUUUACAUUCGUAGGGGUCUCCUGCUCUGCCUAAAGUACAUCACCAACAUCCAGCUGGGCAGGGAGACUUUCCUUGGUUCCAGGGGAAUGGAGAUUCUUUUCACAAGUGUGCAGGACUGUUUAUCUUGUAAAAAUCUGGAUCCUAUUAUAACUACUGCAACCCAUAUUCUGAGGAAGUGCUACCCCAAGGAGCAUCUCCCUGUGGUGACUGUCAGAAGUUCCUAUUCCUUCCCUCUUCCUGGGAAUGCCAGUGCUGAACCUCCAUGUGAGGGAUCUGAAGGUGACAGUGAAAGUGAAGGAGAGGAAGAGGCUGAAAAAGAUUGGGAUAAUGAGGAUGUGGAGAGUAAAGAGGAAGACUGUGACUUGGAGACAGAUGUGAAUAAAUUGAUGUCAAGGCCAGUGCUUGACCGGCCAGAACAAGAGCUUGAAAAAUAUGAAGCUCUGUGUGCAGAACUUUCCCAGAAUUUUCAGGAACUUGAAUUUGAGUCUGAGGAAAAGAAGAGCUUGGAGGACAGGACUGAGAAUCUUCCCUCUGCUCCUUCUCAUUUCAUUCCAAGUGCUAGUUCUGUGAAACAUCCAAACUGCAGAUGGAGAAACCCAAGUGUCACAGAGAUGGGACCAGAUCCAGAGGAACAGGAUUUCAGAGUCCCAUUUCAGAGCUGGAAAAAGGAGGAGGAAUGCAUAUGGGAUAAGAAUGAUGAUAAGAGAGACAUUGCUGAAGAAGCCCAGGAUAAAGACUUCUGUGAGGAGGAAGAUCCACCCAGGAGUCGUGUGUUAGCUUUUUGCCCUCUCCCAAAAGAUGCUGCUUGGUACAAAAAGAUGUUUUACCCUCAUUGUGAGGCCUCAAUCAAUCCUAGUCUUGAAGGGAGGAUGGAGAGCUCGGAUAUAGUUAGAAAUCUUCUGGAGAAACACCACAGGGAAAUCCCAUUCCACGACCCUUGUUUCUAUGCAGCCAGGGCCAAAUGUGUGAAGUCCAUCCCAGGCUACAGAGAGCUGGCGUUCCCGGAUUUCUGGGGUCACCAGCCACCUCCCUACAGCAAGCCCCUGUUGGAGCGCAAGCAUGGGGUCCAAAGGGACAAAGUCCUUGAUGAUGUUCGCCGCCUAAUCCAGCCGGGGGAUGUGAUAGGAAGAACUGUGUUUGACUUAGAUGAUGCCAGUGGCUCAAGCCCAGCUGCUCCAGGCUGUCUGACAUUUUUCUCCAAGUUUGAGUCGGGGAACCUUCGGAAAGCGAUCCAAGUGCGUGAGUUUGAGUAUGACCUCAUUAUGAAUGCAGAUGUGAACAGCAGCCAGCAUCACCAGUGGUUCUACUUUGAGGUCCGUGACAUGAAGUCAGCAGUUCCCUAUCGCUUCAACAUCAUCAACUGUGAGAAGUUCAACAGCCAGUUUAAUUAUGGCAUGCAGCUGGUCAUGUACUCAGUGAGGGAAGCUCUCCAGGGGAGACCUUGCUGGAUUCGGGCAGGCCAGGAGAUCUGCUACUACAAAAACCACUACCACUGCAGUGCAGCUGCAGGAGGAGGUGUGAGGGGAAGGUUCUACUACACUCUCACCUUCAGCAUCAAGUUCCCUCACACAGAUGAUGUCUGCUACCUGGCCUACCACUACCCCUACACCUACUCCACAAUGAUGUCCCAUCUUGAUAUCCUGGAACAAAAUAGGAACCCUAAGAAGGUUUACUGGAGGCAGCAGACGCUCUGUCAGACUCUAGGAGGAAAUCCAUGCCCAUUGCUCACAAUCACUGCCAUGCCUGAAUCUAAAAAUAGACAUGACCUGGAGCAAUUCUGCAGCCGUCCUUAUGUGUUUCUCACAGCCCGUGUUCACCCUGGUGAGAGCAAUUCCAGCUGGGUGAUGAAGGGGACCCUGGAGUUCCUGGUGAGCAGUGAUCCCAUUGCUGAGCUCCUAAGGAAAUGCUUCAUCUUCAAGAUUGUGCCCAUGCUUAAUCCUGAUGGAGUCAUCAAUGGCAACCUUCGUUGUUCACUGAGUGGAGAUGAUCUCAACAGGCAGUGGCUGACACCCAGUUCCCAGCUGCAUCCAACAAUUUACCAUGCCAAAGGUCUCCUCUAUUACCUGCGCAGCAUUGGCCGGGCUCCUCUGGUCUUCUGUGACUACCAUGGGCACUCCCAGAAAAAGAAUGUGUUUCUCUAUGGCUGCAGCAUUAAAGAGACCUUGUGGCAAGCAGGCUGCAUGGUUGACACAGCAGUUGUCACAGAAGAUGUUGGCUACAGGACUCUUCCCAAAAUCCUGGAUAAAGUGGCCCCUGCAUUUGUCAUGAACAGCUGCAGCUUCCUGGUGGAGAAGUCCCGGGCGUCGACAGCCCGCGUGGUGGUGUGGAAGGAAAUGGGGGUGCUGAGGAGCUACACCAUGGAAAGCACCUACUGCAGCUGCAGCCAUGGACUCUACAGAGGUCUGCAACUGGGAACACAGGAGCUGGAGGAGAUGGGAAGCAAGUUUUGCCUUGGUUUGCUGAUUCUGCACCUCAAAUCCCUGCCCUGCAGCAAGGAGCUGAUGGCUCAGGCAGCACUCCUGCUGGAUCUGGAGGAGGAGAUCACAGACCGGGCACAAAGAAGGUGCAGCAACAGCAGCCUGGAGUCUGAUGAUGAACCUCCUUGUGCAGAAGAGAUUGACUAUGAUACUGCAAGUAGCUCUGAUGGUGAAGAGGAAUUCUUGGAGCUAGACCAGGAGAUCCAGGAGUCCCUCUCCUGUGUAGAAGGCGAGACAGAAGAUGAAGUGACCACAGGACAGACAUGCAGCUCCAGGGCUCUGAGGGGGCUCUACAUUUCCAGCCAGCCAGCACCCAACAACACAGCUCUUCCUCUGGGUUCAACAGCACUUGGACUGUACAGUGGAUUCGAGAGCAGUCCUGUGUGA